AUGUCCCAACACCAUCUGCAAAUUUAUCCGCCCAGCCAGUACGCCUUUGAUCAGCCGUCGAAAGAUGGGUUUUCAGACAGACGACGAUCACUCGUUGGAAAUUCAUGGCAAACCUUAUCGAGUUCCAAAUACCGCCAAUUUCCAGAAACAGAUAAUCCAUGGUUUUACGAAAUUGAAGCUGCCAAUACUGCUAUAGCGCGCAAGGAAAGGGAAAACAAAGCCCUGCUUCAAGAAAUCGAACGAAUCCAGCUACAAUCCAAGGAGGAGGUUGCCCAAUUAACAGAAACAAUAAUGCGUCUGAGGCAAGAAAAUGCAGAUAUCCGUGAUGCUUCCCAAAAGAAAAUUACCUUACUGGAAGCGGAAAUCAAGAAAAUGGAUGAUCGACCAACUGCUGCCAGCACAACAGUCGAAUCAUCUAUUUCUUAUGAUCAGCCAGCAUCACCCUUAUCUGAGGAACCAGCGGCGCAUCAGAUCAAAUCCAAAGCCUUGGUGCUUAGUAUUCAGGAUACGAUAGAGGCGAUUGAAGCAGAACUGCGGUCCUACCAGCUCCAUGGUCGCAGUGAUGACAAUUUUCAACCGUCCCUCCCAUCCGAUGAUCAGCCCGCCGUCGCAAACAGCAGCCAAGUAGUGAUGAAAGAAGCAGCUAAACUACCAACACCCGACAAUGAGAAAACAGCAUCAUUCGCUGUUGAUGUAUCAAGGCCAGGUCGGAAAUCGAAACAACCCAUGGCCAAACCAUUGCCGGUCCCUCAGAUAAACCACACCGUCAAAGGCCUUCCGCGUAUUUUUGGCAAGUUUGGCACUAAGCGUGCCCAAAACAAAGCGGCGGAUGUAACUGUUCAAACCAAAGGCGCGAACAUCGAUGUGCCCUGGAAUUCACCGAGAAAGCCAAGUUACGAACGGAUACCUGCAUCAUGGGCCGACCACAGGGUCGGAUCACCAUUAAAUGAUACCAAAGAUGUCCCUCCCCUAUCCCCUUCCCCAUCGAGUUCUUCUUCCUCAUUUUCAUCCUCCUCCACAACCCCGGAUGAAGAAGCGCUAAUGCAAGAUAUAUCCCACAUCCGAUCUCUGCUGAAUCGAGACUUGGCAUAGAACGAUCACUUCCGAAACAGCCGACCGAGUUUCAAAAAUACAACAUAACUCCCAUACCCGCGCCGACUUGCAUCCAGCGCACGAACGAUACAUAAUUUAACACAUAUUCAUUGAUCACGUUUUGUACAGUAGAAUCAAUUUUCAGCCAUUUCACGGCUGCAUAGACAUCACUACACAAGAACGCCGUGCUUAUUUUAUCCAUCGCCUUAUUUUAGAAUUUAUAAGCGGUCCAUUUGUCACCGCCGGCCGGCUUUCUGAAUCUAAAUAAUGGUAUCAUACUAAAGAAAAUAAAG
Radiomyces spectabilis is the source of this 1385-nucleotide messenger RNA. RefSeq lists its product as uncharacterized. NCBI's taxonomy places the organism in Eukaryota, Fungi, Mucoromycota, Mucoromycetes, Mucorales, Radiomycetaceae. The coding region runs from base 1 to 1092 and encodes 363 amino acids. The transcript is spliced from 5 exons. The record is from RefSeq and is a predicted model, not a curated record.